AUGCAAAAAACGAAAGUGAAUGAGUAGUUUCUGGAGAAACAUGUGUUUAAAAGAGUUGUGAUUCAGCAGUUUCUAUUGUAACUGAUUUAGCUAGAGGCUAAGCAGUUUCAAUAAAUUAUGCUCCUAGAGCAGGAGGAUGUUAAAUCAGAGUUAAUUGUGCUUCAUAUGCAGUUCAGCGUAUUCUAUUUGCUGCUUGUAGUUCAUAUAUAAAUGAAGAAUAAUGCAAGAAAAAUGCAAAAGAGGAGAAUUGUGUUUUGAAUACAACUCUGUUCCAGCUACUUGUGCUACUGCUCCAAAUGUAUCCUAUAAUGAUCAUGAUGGAUGUCGAGGAUAUCUAGCUGGAUGUACAGUAAAUGUUGUUGAUGUCAAUGGAACACCAACACUUUAAGGAUGUGUAGCAUAUAAAACAUGUAGUUCAUGCACUCAUGAAGGAUAAUGUAAGGUUAGUAGUGAUAUGGAUGACAAAGAUGCAAACGUGCAAACAUUUAUGCGGAUGGAAUGGAAUUACUUAUGCCAAUAAGAGUUGCUUAACAGCCUAGUAAACUGUGAACACUCCAACUUUACGUAAGGAUUAUUUAGCUGGUGACACUGUUAAUGUAACAGAUAAUGGUUGUGUUGUUAUAUCCGAUUUCUAUGAAGGAAUGACAUAAAAUCAAUGCUAUGAUGGAUCAGUAGACAAAUCAUAAAGAAAAUGCUUCUGGGAUACAGUUGAAGGAAAGUGCAUAUAACAAAGAAAUGUGAAAAUUCACCAAGCUAUGGAUCAGAAUCAGUAUGUGACCUUUAUUUAACUAGUUGCACUACCGAAACUAUUAGUUGGAAGACCAAAAUAUACGAAGAUUUUCAAUUAUCAGCUGAUGCUUUAUGUAAAGCAGCACUCUCUACUUGGACAUCAAAUGAAGUUAAUUGUGUGAAAAGAGGGUACUGCAAUUAAACAUUAGCUGCACAACUGGAUGUAUUCCAUUGGCUGCUUGUUAAACAUAUACCCAAAAACUAAUGUUUCAGAAACAAGGACUGA
Paramecium octaurelia is the source of this 1015-nucleotide messenger RNA. NCBI's taxonomy places the organism in Eukaryota, Ciliophora, Oligohymenophorea, Peniculida, Parameciidae. The record is from the annotation of a GenBank genome assembly.